AUGGAUAAUGACACAUCUGAGUUUCUUCUCUGGGAAUUCUCAAAGAUUAGGGAGAUACAGGUCAUGCACAUAGCUUUACUACUGACCCUGUUUUUAAUGACGGUAACAGGGAACCUUGUCAUCAUCUCUGCUGUUGUUUCUGACCACCACCUUCACACCCCCAUGUACUUCUUCCUGAUGAAUUUAGCCAUGCAAGACAUUGGUUCAGUUUCAGUCUUUCUUCCCAAAACUAUUUUUAAUUCACUUAUGAAUAUAAGGACUAUUUCUCAUUCUGAAUGUAUUACUCAAGUCCUGUUGUUUGUCUUUUUCCUGGGUUCUGAUAUUCCCCUCCUUACUGUAAUGGCCUAUGAUCGGUAUAUUGCCAUUUGUAGUCCUUUACAGUAUGAAAUGAUAAUGAACAGGAAGGCUUGCAUAAAAAUGAUGGGUAGCGUAUGGACUGCCAGCCUUCUCAAUGCUUCAUUACACACUAUUGUCACUUUUAUUACUCCUUUCUGCUCUAAUGUUAUCAACCAAUUCUUCUGUGAAAUCCCAUAUCUACUUAAGAUGGCCUGUUCUGAUUUAUAUGUAACUGAAAUUGGAGUUCUAAUCUUCAGUGCUAUAUUAGCAUUUGGUUGUUUUGCCUUUGUCAUUCUCACUUACGUGCACAUCUUCUCUGCUAUACUGAGAAUCCCUUCGGCCCAAGGAAGGGAAAAGGCCUUCUCUACUUGCCUGCCACACCUCAUUGUCUUCUCCAUAUUCACGUUUACUGGUUGCUUUGGUUACCUAAAGCCUGUAGCUGACAGUCCAUCAUACUUUGACUUCAUUAUAACAAUAUUGUAUUCCAUUAUUCCGCCUGUGUUGAAUCCAUUAAUCUACGGCAUGAGAAACAAAGACAUCAAAACUUCUCUUUCACGACUUUUUGGUCAGAAGUUAUUGCUUUUGAAGGAGAAUAAGCUCUGUGUCCUCCUAUUUUUGUAUUUCAACAGGAAAGUAAAAAAGCAGACAUAG
Molecule: messenger RNA, 987 nt
Organism: Candoia aspera
Lineage: Eukaryota; Metazoa; Chordata; Lepidosauria; Squamata; Candoiidae
Product: olfactory receptor 14A16-like
Exons: 1
Coding region: 1-987 (328 amino acids)
Biological process (GO): G protein-coupled receptor signaling pathway
Cellular component (GO): membrane
Molecular function (GO): odorant binding; G protein-coupled receptor activity; olfactory receptor activity
Source: RefSeq, a predicted model, not a curated record